Botrytis fragariae is the source of this 588-nucleotide messenger RNA. RefSeq lists its product as uncharacterized. Lineage: Eukaryota; Fungi; Ascomycota; Leotiomycetes; Helotiales; Sclerotiniaceae. The transcript has a single exon. Bases 1 to 588 code for a protein of 195 amino acids. The record is from RefSeq and is a predicted model, not a curated record.
AUGAUCGAGCUCCAGAGAUUUGUGACCGAGUCAAAUGAAUGGACAUCGUUCGAUGAUGGAAAUCUAGGUAUAGAUAUGAACUGGGGUGGAUUGAAGCAGUUAAGCGAUACGAGGAGCGAAAAACUUCAACCGCUACACGAGCUCUUAUUGGCAUUUAGGGGUCGAGACGCUACGGAUCCGAGAGACAACAAAUUUACGCUUUUGAGCAUAGAUUUUGAUCAAGGAGAAUCUACUGUACCCUUACGCGCAGCACAGCCAUGGUUAAAAUAUGUGGAGGAAUCAAGUAAUUCAGACGAGUUCCGCCACAAAUUCUCAAAGACUCCGCGGAAAGAUCUUUCUGAAAAAGAUUUUAGUAUGUCGUUCCGUGCGUUGAAGGCAUUUCUGCGUGCGAAAGAAGCCUAUACAAAGUAUGGUUCUACGUAUGGUAUAAAUCUUGUUGCAGAAGGAAGCGCAUUAAGGGGAGAACAGGAUGCUUCACCCUCAUUUGAAUCACUCAACAAUCGUCGGUUUCAAGGAAACGAGCUGAGGAGAAGGAUGCGUCACUCGGACCCGUUUGACUCAAUUCGACUGCCUGGUAAUGGCACUUGA